This is a messenger RNA of Hylaeus anthracinus, 1455 nucleotides long. Its product is annotated as nucleoporin Nup43. Gene Ontology annotation, cellular component: nuclear pore outer ring. The record is from RefSeq and is a predicted model, not a curated record. NCBI's taxonomy places the organism in Eukaryota, Metazoa, Arthropoda, Insecta, Hymenoptera, Colletidae. The transcript is spliced from 7 exons. Bases 358 to 1395 code for a protein of 345 amino acids. Gene Ontology annotation, molecular function: protein binding.
UAAUUUCUUUUAACACGUUUUUAUAUCGUUAAAUAUUAUUCUUUAGAAACCUCGGAAAAAAAUCUAAUUUACGGCAACUAAUAAAAUCCCCAAAGCGUUCGAAGCUUUAUAGAAGCAUUAGUACUACAAUAAAACACAUGCCAUGAUUGUUUGCAACAUGUUAUACCCGUUUAUUAUACAUCGUUAGAAUAAAUACUUUCGUUUUUCUCUUUGCACAGUAAUUAAUACAUCAGCACGUGAAUUUUUUAGAGGUUUUGGCGAUCAUUUUUACAGCGAUUAGAAACACGCGUGUUAGCCUGCGUUGGUCCCGGCUUUCUCCUUUUUCCUUCGAAAUUAAAUGAUAAUUUAUGUUAAAAAAUGAGCGAAAAUGUACAAGGAACAUUCGUGUCUGAAAAAGUCUCGAAGAUACGAUGGAGACCAGAGAACUUUGAGGAGGCUAACAACUUUUUGACUGGUAGUUGGGAUGAUCCGUGGAGCAAAAUAACGCAUUGGACGUUUCAAAUGAACGAUGAUGGUGAAUCGUAUCCAGCAGUGGUUUCCUCUUAUGCUGUGCUCGGAGAUGUUACAGAGAUAAAGUUUAUUUCAAAAGAUUUGUUUGCGGCAUCAACAUCUACAGGCACAGUCAAAUUAUUGGCAAUUCCUGAAAAUCCAUAUUCUCAAUUCAAAGAUCGCAGAACUUGGGAACACAUACACAAAUUUAAAUCAUCAAAUUAUGCAUCUUGCACUGCGCUUUCCACCUUUGACCAUGAUAUAGUUUCUGUAGGAACAGAUGGGAGAAUCAAUCUUCUAACAGUCGGACAGAAAAAACUAGUUAGAGUUAUAGAUGAAGCUGAUAGUUGUUCUAUAUAUUGCGUUGAUUUCUUGAGGCAUAACGAGAUACUCACAGGAAAUUUAAGGGGACACAUGAAAGUCUGGGAUCUAAGAAGUGAUCAAGAUAUUCCUGCCACUACCUUCAUGCUUUCUGAUCAAACAAAAACCGAAGCUACGAGCAUCGCCCAUCAUCCAACCCAGAGGCAUAUCGUUGUUGCCGGUGGCGGUGAUGGUAGUUUAACAGUAUGGGAUUUGAGACACAAUACGUAUCCAAUGUCUCAGCUUAACGCUCACGCUAAGGCUGUCAGCGAAAUACUUUUCCAUCCUGCCAGACCUGAAAAUUUAUUUACGUGUUCGACUAGUGGUGAAUUAUGGCAUUGGAAUAAUUCUCAGCAUUCGAAGCUGAGUUUGGAUCCCUCAAACACUCAUUGGUUGAAUAUGAUAGGAACAAAUGGUAAAGUCAAUGUAACAUCGCUUUGUAGCGCUAUGCACAAACCGAUAAACAGCAUUGACAUUGACAGAUCAACCUUGUUGUUUGGAUGCGAUAACGAAGCAAUGUACAUUAUCAGGGAUAUAAUGCUAUAAUGGCUUGCUUCGAUUAUAUUUUUCUAAUUGUAAUAAUGAUAAAUAAAUAUCUUUUUUAUU